Messenger RNA from Arabis nemorensis, 579 nucleotides. NCBI's taxonomy places the organism in Eukaryota, Viridiplantae, Streptophyta, Magnoliopsida, Brassicales, Brassicaceae. The record is from the annotation of a GenBank genome assembly.
AUGUUAGAAUUGCCAGACAAAGGGGAUAUAAACUGGUUGCUGGAGAAGCGAGAGCUAGCUGUGUCUUAUUGCAUGGAAUCUCAGGAACCUUUUAGAAAAAGAAAGCGUCAAGAAUUAUUAGCAAAUGAUGAUCAGCUCGUCGAAUCCGAACCACACAACCUAGCUACAGCUUCUUCCUUUGAUCAGAAGAGAAGAAGAUUAAGAGAAGGUUCAACAUGUAGUAAUAAUAAUAACAUCGAAGAAGGAUGUAAUCACCACCGCAUGAGACUAGAUCUUGAACUCAACUUGUCACCAUAUCUUAUCGAUCUGAAUCAUGAGCAUGACCAUGAUCUGAGGCUAGAGAAACGGGAAAACAUGGCAUGGGUUGCUUUUGACCUCGAUGAGGACAGACACGGAGGUAGAAGUGGCGGUGGCGGCGGAAGCGAGGCUGAGAUGGUGGCGACAGUGUGCAUGAAGUGUCAUAUGCUGGUGAUGUUGUGCAAAGCUUCACCGGCGUGCCCUAAUUGCAAGUUUAUGCAUUCACCUGAAGACACUUCUCUCUCUCUUCUCUUUAAUCCUAAACCUACUUUGCUAGCUUAG